This is a messenger RNA of Daucus carota subsp. sativus, 2444 nucleotides long. Its product is annotated as histone-lysine N-methyltransferase, H3 lysine-9 specific SUVH4. Lineage: Eukaryota; Viridiplantae; Streptophyta; Magnoliopsida; Apiales; Apiaceae. Bases 193 to 2184 code for a protein of 663 amino acids. Gene Ontology annotation, molecular function: zinc ion binding; protein binding; histone methyltransferase activity. The transcript is spliced from 15 exons. Gene Ontology annotation, cellular component: nucleus. The record is from RefSeq and is a predicted model, not a curated record.
AACACAUAAUAGGAAACAGGUGGUCUCGCGCACACACGAUUACUCUCCGAAAUUGUAGCAGCGGGAAAAUAAACAGGCAACGUUAAAAACCGAUCAAAUUACUCCAUUCAUCUUGUUAGCGCCUCAUUCUUCCCCCUUCUCUUUUACACGACUACUAAUAUCUCUCAAUACAGAAACCCUAAUUCCAAAAAAAUGGAUCCUGAAAUGUUCGAGAGGAGGAGCAGCGCUCGGAUUCGGAAGCUCAAUAGCGAGAGAUCUCUCUCAGGAUGCAAGGAGAGCAAGUAUAAAGAGGUGGAGCCAGAGAGAGAGAAGAAGAAGAGUGUAAAGAGAAAGAGGAUCGAGAAGCCGAAGGCUGGCUCGAAAAUCGAGGAGGCUGUUCAAGUCAAGGCUCCAUCCGAAGCUGUGGAGAGUAAUGGCGGUGAGGUGGCAGAGGCGGCCGGUGAGGAUGUAGUUCCGGCUGCUGAGCCUGAGAGUAAUGGAAAUGAGAAUGAAGGAGGCUCCAGAAGCGCUUAUGCUGUUGUUAGGGCAGCGGUUCGAUGCUUCUACACUCACUAUCUUCAUUUUGUUCAGGAAGAGGAAAAGAGGUGUGGUAAAGCAGAGGCUGAUAAAAAAGCUGCCAAAGGUGCUUCAAAAACUAAGAAAAUUGCGGAAAAUGGAGAUGUGCCUAAAGACAGCAGUAAGAACAGUUCAAGGCGCCCGGAUCUAAAGGCACUAACAAAGAUGAUUGAAACAGGAUCUGCAUUACGCCCAAAUAGGAUUGGAUCUAUUCCGGGGAUAGAUGUUGGACAUCAAUUCUUUUCUCGAGCCGAGAUGGUUGCUGCUGGAUUCCAUAAUCACUGGCUUAACGGAAUAGAUUAUGUUGGGCAAAAUGGCAGCAAGAUUGAGGAUCUUAGUCGUUAUACACUACCGAUUACCGUCGCCAUAGUGAUCUCAGGUCAAUAUGAAGAUGACCUCGACAAUUGUGAGGAUGUUAUAUAUACUGGUCAAGGCGGUAAUAAUCUGCUAGGCAACAAACACCAAAUUAAGGACCAAAAAUUGUUGCGCGGUAAUUUAGGACUCAAGAAUUCAAUGGAUCAGAAAGUUCCUGUGAGAGUUAUUCGUGGGCAUGAAUCUAAGAUUAGCUAUGUUGGAAAGGUGUACACCUAUGAUGGCUUGUACGAGGUAGUAAAUUAUUGGGCAGAAACAGGAAUAUCCGGCUUUACCGUAUACAAAUUUCGGCUUAAGAGGCUUGAAGGGCAGCCUACUUUGACCACUGCUCAGGUCCAAUUUACUCGCGGGCAAAUUCCUAAUUCGGUUUCUGAAAUACGCGGGCUGGUGUGCGAGGACAUUUCUGGAGGGCAAGAGAAUAUUCCGAUCCCUGCUACAAAUGUGGUAGAUGACCCACCUGUUGCACCAACAGGAUUCACCUACAGCACCAAGAUUGAAGUGCCUGCAAGCAUGACGCUCCCAACACAAGUUCCCGGAUGUGAUUGUCAGGGCAAUUGUGUAAAUUCCGGUGAUUGCAGUUGUGCUAAGCUCAAUGGGGAAGACUUCGCGUAUGUCCAUCGUGAUGGAGGCAGGAUUAUUGAGCCGAAGGCUGUUGUUUUUGAAUGUGGGCCAAAAUGUGGAUGUGGCCCUGAUUGUGUGAAUAGGGCUUCUCAAAGGGGACUUAAGUACCGACUUGAGGUCUUUCGUACUGCAAAGAAAGGAUGGGCUGUUAGAUCGUGGGAUUUUAUUCCAUCUGGAGCCCCUGUGAUCGAAUAUAUUGGGAAGCUGAGAAGGACAUCCGAAGAUCUUGAUCCGGAGAACAACUAUGUCUUCGAUAUAGAUUGUUUGCAGACAAUGAAAGGUUUAGAUGGAAGAGAGAAGCGGGUGGGAGCUGUGUCUUUACCAUCACACAUGGCGGAUGAUGGCGAGAUGGACAGGGGACCAGAAUAUUGCCUAGAUGCGGGCAGUAGUGGCAAUGUUGCUAGGUUCAUCAAUCACAGCUGUCAGCCGAAUUUAUUUGUGCAAUGCGUGUUGAGCAGCCACCAUGAUGCAAAGCUGGCUCGGGUUUUGCUCUUCGCCUCUGAAAACAUACCUCCCCUGAAGGAGCUUUCUUAUGAUUAUGCAUAUGCACUGGAUAGUGUAGUUGGUCCAGACGGAAAUAUAAAACAGCUAGAGUGCUUUUGUGGUGCAGCAGAUUGUAGGAAGAGGAUGUUUUGAGAUGUUCCAUUGUUGUUUUGGAUGUUGCUGAUGACUUGAUUGCAAUAACAUUUUCAUAUGUUGGGUGCUUGAUUUUUAUCAACAGUGGUAUUUUCCUUGGGUUUUCUUAAAGCCUGGUAGCUUUUCCUUAUACAAUUAUCAUUAUAUAUUUUGCAAAGCCAUCAACAAACCUGAAAGGUCGAAUGGAAUUUAUGUGUGGCAAGGCAAGACUUUUUCUUAGUUUUGUGUAAUAAAAAAGAGAAAGUAUGCUUGUGACAACU